Molecule: messenger RNA, 1274 nt
Organism: Darwinula stevensoni
Lineage: Eukaryota; Metazoa; Arthropoda; Ostracoda; Podocopida; Darwinulidae
Source: the annotation of a GenBank genome assembly
AAGCGAUUUUCAUCCCCUGACACGGUCUCUGACCCCUUCCAGAACGCCGGCGAACCGAAUGAAGGUCCGGCUCGGGGAAUGGAACGUCCGAGAACAGAGCGAACGACUCCCCCACGAAGACUACGAAGUGGAGAAGAAAAUCGUGCACCCGGACUACAACCCCGCAGACUUCCGAAACGACGUGGCCCUGAUCCGACUGAGCCGAGACGUCCAGUUCAAGGAGCACAUCAUCCCCGUCUGCCUGCCAGAGCACAACGAGGACUUCAUCGGGAGGAAGGCGAACGCCGUCGGAUGGGGGAGGAUCACGCACGGGGUGUCGACGACGCCGAGCGUCCUGCAGCAGGUGGAGGUGGAGGUGAUCGACAACGACCGCUGCCAGGAAUGGUACAAGAGCGUCGGGCGUCGCGAGACCAUCUACCCCGUCUUCCUCUGUGCCGGAUACGAGGACGGGGGAAGGGACUCCUGCCAGGGUGAUUCAGGCGGACCAUUGACCCUACAAACGAACGGGCGGUACACCCUGAUCGGCCUCGUGUCCUGGGGCAUCGGGUGCGCCCGGCGGCACCUCCCGGGCGUCUACACCAACAUCGCCUACUUCUCCGACUGGAUUUCCAACAACAUGAAUUGAGCGACCGGCGUCCACGCACCUCCGAAAGUGCUGUGAUAAUCUUCUCCCUCUCUCACUGUCGCGCUCUUCAUCCGGGGAUCCCAGUUUUGUUUUGUUUGUCCUUGUGUUUGUGCGCGCCCAGCCCGAGUACCUCAAGUAAGUUAUUUUGGGUCGACUCGGUUCGGGGUCAAAGGUCAUGCAGGGUCGUCGUGUGCGUGGGGGGGUCGGGGUGUUGACUGCCGAUUGGGGAAGGAAAAAAAUUUGCAUCGGUGAUAUUCGCCAUUCAGAACAUCUUUGCUUGCACUUUUUCUGUCCAGGAGAAUCUUUUUAGCGAAUUAUUUCUGCAGAUUUCUGUAUUAUUAUCGACUGUUGAGUCUCGCGAGUCGGAUUCGAGUUCUAGUCUCAAGAGGCAGUUGGUGUCACAUUAAUGUUUGCCAUCAGUGAUCCGUGAGAAAAAAAAAUAUUGUUGUUGGGUGGGGGUCCAGUGUGCGUUCAGGGCUCUUUCCGGCUUCCUCCACCCAUCCCGAAAUUUUUUCGUGGCAACACCGAUCGGAUAUUAUAGAGGUUGUCAAGUUUGGGAUAUGUUUGAUUGUCUUGUUUAUUGGAAGAAAAAAUAACAAAAAAACUGGAAACAUCAUGUGCCCUGAAUGAAGACCAUUUUUUACCGUGG